UUUUAUUAGGCCAAAAGCGGACAUUUUUAUUACAUUAAUUUUAGUCAAAACAGACUAAAAUUACUGAAAACUCAAACGAUACACGAUAAUAAAAUUACAUAAGCAAACCAUACAUGAUAAUGAUAAUAACAGUACAUAGUAAAAUGAUACACUUAUUUGAUUCUUCAAAGUGUCUUCCUACCAUCAUCUUCACUUUUAGUCUUCACUUCAGAAUCUUCACUUUUAGCCUUCACUUCACUUCCCCUUUUCCACAAUUGAUUAAUUUUUUCAGCUGCAGCAUCAUCAACAGGCUUCAUUAACUUAAGUAUUUCCCCUAUCGUAUCAAUUUUUUUCCCCAACUUAUCAAAAUCACAUCCCCAUGUUUUUUUAUCACUUGAACCUUCAGAUUUUUCCAUAAUAAAGUUUUUUCUAAUUUCUCACUUAUUAACUAUUUUUACACUUCUAUAACAAGCCAUAUUUAUACUAGAAGCUGAACAAAUGGCAAGGAUUUGGAUGGGCUAAUUCCGUCUCAAAAACUUAUUUCUUCAGCAAUAUACGCAAUAGGCAGGGAGAAAUCCCCUCCAAAUCCGAGACAAAACCAGUCUGACAUAAUAAUUACUGACCGCACAGAGUUUCAGACGACUUUUCAGUUUGGCACGGCAAAUUCCGUGCCUCGUCCUUCUCAAAUUUGAAAUUUAUUAUCCCCGCCGGUCUCUUCUUGUUUUGUGCGCAAUUGGGACGGAUAUAUCCGACCCAUAGCGUCUCCAAACGGGAAGAUUAAUCAGGAUUAAUCUAGAACGUCCUUGGCAUUGAAGUUGGGACGGAAAGUGCCGUGCCUUUUCAAAUUCAAAUUAAUUUACCCCCACCGAUUUUUUGAUUUUCGAAGCGCUUUAGGGACGGAUUUAUCCGUCGCAUGUCGGCGCCAACACCGCCCACAUAUGCGAAAUAUCUAGAAUGGGUGUGGCUCUGAUUGUGCGACGGAUAUGGCCGCGCCAAACAUCGAGGUAUAUAAAUUUCCCUUUGCCGAUUUCGUCCAAACCCUAGCCCAUUUGUUCAGCCUCCCCUCUCCGCCUCUGCUUCUUCCGCUGAGUACGAACUCCGGCCACCACUUACCCUUCCUUCCCCUCCACUUCCACCACGUAGUCCGGCCACUAUUUACUUACCCCCCAUCUCCCACCACGAAGUCCGGUCACCACUGACUCUGCUUCACCACUUACUCAGUCCACCACAUACUCCGGCCACAUCAUAGUCCGUCCAGCACGACGCUUUCACCGACGACGCUUGGCGCUAAGGAAGCCGCCUCCCCCUCCCGCAUGUCGUGUUUCUAGCCAUCUCCGGCCACGACGACGUUUGUUACUCCCUCACCGGCCUUCGUCUUCGCUCUGCAUCCAGGUCAUGUCCCAUUAAGUACUCCUUGUUUACGGAUUUUCAUAUAAAUUUUAUUUAAACGUAUUGUUAUUUUAAGUUUAAUAUAAAGUCGUUAUUUUAAAACAUUAUUUUCAAAAAAAAUAGUUUGUAAAUGAUUUGUUAUAAACUAUUUAUGAAUUAUUAUCAUCUAUAUAAAUUUAUGACAAAAUGAUUUCUAUAGUAUUAAAGAGUUUUUUUUUUAAUUUUGAAACGAAGUAUUAUUAGCAAUAGAAAUUAUAACAGUUGUAUUUAUAAUUACGAACAAAGUAAUAUAUAUUUUUGUUCAUAUAUUUUUUGUUUGUAUAUUUUUUUUAAUUAGAAGCGAUCUAUUAUAAUAAACUGAAAAAUAUGAAGGCCGCCUGUUAUGAAGUAUUUAUAAAUUUAUAUGAAAGAAGUGUUUAUAAAUUAAUAUUAUGAACGAAGUAGAAUAAAUAUGAAUGUGAUAUUUAUAUAUAUUAUAAAUUUGUAUUAUAAACGAGGUGGUAGUUAUGAAGUAUUGUAAUCAUCUUGUCCAUACAGUAUCAUAAACUUCGUUUUUAUUAACAAAGUAUAUAAAUACCAAACUCUUAUAUACCUCUGAGUGCCAAACUCUGAAAUUAACCAUAAAUAAUGUUAAACCAAUUAUAUAAUUAUGAAAGCUGUAAAACUGAUAUACAUUAUGUGGAAUUUUAACUUGGUAAUUAAUCUGGCAGUUUGACAAUCUGUGUAUUACUUCCUUAUAUAACUAGGUAUAACAAUCUGUUUAUAUUAUUAAAUCUUUACUUCUAUUUUGUAUGCAUUUGAUUAUAGCCUAACUGUUUUAGUUUUUAUAAAAUUGCUCAACUGUUUCACGAGGUAUAACAAUCUGUUUAUAUUAUUAAAUCUUUACUUCUAUUUUGUAUGCAUUUGGUUAUAGCCUAACUGUUUCACUAGUCUGUUUUUAUAAAAUUGCUAUGUGUUUCAAUAGAAUGUCUGUCCGUAGAGGUUCAUUCAGUUCCUUUACCUCCUCCCGCGGAGGUCGGGGAGGUGGAGGGAGCCCAGUCAUGAACCGCCUUGAGCAGAACUCUCCUCCAGCUGAUUCACAUGAGUCUGUCCAAUCCCGACACCUUUCUGAUGAACAUACAAAUGGUUCUGAUUCUGCUACCCCCAAUGAUUCUGUUCAGACAAAGACCUUCAUUUCACCCUUUGAAAUGAGAAGGUUUAGUAAUACUGCCUAAUGUAAUUGUAUAUAGAAUAUUUCUUCAUAUACAUUAUUUUUGUUUGGUUUUAUGAUACAGCAACCCUACUGUCCUGAACAACAUCAUUUCAAUCCUGACUAACAAUUUCCACGGUCCAUGGCGUUCUUUUAUGAAUGCGGAUGCUGAUCAACGAAACCGUUGGUGGAAACUGUUUCAGGUAUGUUAUAGGUUCUUAUUGUGUAAGCACUGUCAUUUUAGAUUGAUUGUAGACAGUUCGAGAGUUCUGAUGUUGCUCAUUUUUUUGUUUUGUUUAUUCAGAGGAAGUAUGAGUGCGAUGCCUGCUUUAAUACCAAAAUGAAAAAGAAGUUCAAGUCUCGGGCCUCUGAAUGGUUGAGCAAGAACAUUGGUAGGGCUAGGCGGGACAACAAGAAGCCUGACUGGAUUGGUGACGGAGAUUGGAAGUUGUUGCAAGAGUAUUGGGCCUCUGAUGCUUUUAAGAAGAAGAGCCAAGUUGGGAAGAAGAACCGAAACUCUAAAGCGGGAAAAGAAUCACAGUAUCGCGGUGGCAGGAUACCGGUGACGAAGCAUGUUGAAAGGCUGGUAAGUUUCUGUUAUUAUUUUGAAUUAUAAUUCAAUGAUCAUUGUUUUUACUUUUAAUCAUAUUUUUUACUUAUAAAUCUGUAGACUAAGCAGUUGAAUAGGGCUCCGUUGAAGAUCGAAGUGUUCGAUAAGGUGUAUGUCCCGAAGUCGGGUGACCCCCCACCACGUGUUGUUGAAACAAAGGUAAAGAAACCUAUACUUUUGUUAUAUGUUUUAAUUAUAAUGUUAUUAUAGAAGAAAUAUAUUUUAACAAUAAUUUUCUGUUUGUGCAGCAAAAGUAUAGUGAAAUGAAGGCGCUGGCUGAAUCACAAGGGAAGUCUUAUGAUGAGGAUGACUCCGAGCUGUUCUGUAAGGUGGUCCCGCUGUACAAAGGCAGGCGGUUUGGGACGGGAUCUGAAGCCGAGUCGAUGGAAGACGUUGAAUGCUCCAGCAGAAUAUCGGGGCCGACUCAGCAGGAAAUAGAUUCCCGCAUCAAGGACCAGCUGGAGGCCUGAUUUGUGCAGCAGGAGAAGCAGUGGCAAAGCCAGAUGGAGAAGAUGACUUCCGUGUUUACGACGUACAUGGAACAAGUCCGUAGCUUGAACCCUAAUGUCCCGAUGCCAGAUUUCUCGCCUUUUCGUACCCCGACCUCUACCCAAAUGAAUCUCAAUGAUACUCUUGAAGUGCGGCUGGAAGACAUCUUUGUGUAAUGAACAAACACUUUUAAUUUUAUUGCAUGUUCUGGACAUCUUCUGGCAAUUUGUUUGCCAUUUUGACAUCUUAUUCGGCAGUGGUUUAUCUGCCUGUACUGCUGUAAUAAUUUUACAUUUUCUUGUUAUAUAUGCCUUUUAAUUUGCUCUAUAUUGCUUGUGAUGUUCGUAUGUCUAUGCUUCUGUUUUAAUGUUAUGCUGCUUAUAACAAUUUUAAUUUUAAAAAAAUGUACACCGUACAUAUGUACGGUAUCCCGUACAUAUGUACGGUGUACAUUUUUUUUAUAAAUUAAAAUUUGGCACGGAGUUAGCCGUAUCAAGAAUCCUCUCAAAAUAUCUAAAUUGCAGUGUCAUAAUUUGGCUCGAGAGUUUCCGUGCCAAAAUACCCGGGUAAAAAUUCGGGUGACCCGGUAGAUGACGAGCCAAUAUCCGUGCCUAUUGAAAUCCGAGCCAAAAUGGUUGUGAAUUAUCAGGUAGGUUAGCCCGGAUUAUUCCGUGUCUAAAUCCGCGACAAGCCUUGGCUCGGAUGCAAUUAGCCGCGCCAAACCAUUUGGCACGAGCCAGGUGGGACGGAUUUCGUUUCCGUGCCAAAUCCGAGCCAACAGCGCUAGUCUGGGAUUUCAAUGAAGCUCUCCGUGCCAAAAUCCGACCCUCUGGCGAUUUUUUUUGGUAGUGAAAAUAGCACAAUAAGGUGUAGAAAUCACCCAAAACUGCAGGUCUGUUCAUGCAGCGUUUCUGACCAAACCAGAUCUCAGCUGAACACUCCGACCGUUCAAAAUGAAUCCCUUGAAGUCACGAACAAGCUGUCCAAAUUUCAGAAAGAUCCGACCACGGGAACACCUCCAAUCAACGAGCUGAAUGAAGUUGCGCAGUGCAGGUCGAAAAACGAGCAUGCUGUCAAAUUUUCGUAUGUGUGCCCUUCAAUCUCCUCAGCCUUCCCAGCCUGAUAUUUUUCAUCAAAAGGGACUCCAAAAAAUUUUGUCUUAGAAGCCCAAAGCUAAAAAUUAAAUGGACCCAAAAAUAGGAGAUAAGAAUCCAUCAAAAAGGCCCAAACAUAAACAACAAAAACCUGUAACACCUACAUUAUAUGGGCUGGACCCAUAACACCUACAUUGUAUGGGCUGGACCCAUAACACCUACAUUAUAUGGGCUGGACCCAUAACACCUAAAUUAUAUGAGGCACCACCAACAAGGGGCACAAUAGAGGAAAGGGUGGUUGGAAAAGCCGGUUGCAUUACAAAGGUGUCCGCCAAAGAACCAUGAGAAACUGGGUGCUCGAAAUACACGAUUGGAUCCCAAUUGUGGCUCCCGUAUAUGGCUUGGAACAUUCUUGAAUGAUUGGUUCCUAAUAGGAUUGAGUUGUCACAUUUACUUGCUGGUUGUCUGCUUUGUGUCGUGCAAAUCGGAGCUAUAGAUUAUCCUUUUAUUGCAAGCCGGGUUUAUUGAAGGCCUGGAGGAUAAGUCUAGAAAUCAGGAUGUGGAAUUAAAUCAUAGUGACGGGUCACCUAUCCAAGGCCUCUUAGAAGAAGAAGAAUUUGUUUUGUCGAGAAAUGGUGGCCCUCAUAUGUACCCGGUGAAUGCUGAUAACAAGCCUUAUCACCAUAGGCAACUUUUGCAUGUGAGGGCACAAUAGAGGAAAUUGUGGUUUGAAAAUGCGUGUUACAUUACAAAGGUGUCCGUCAAAGAAUUAAUUUACUAAACAAUAUCAUAGGAGAUCUUGUAGUUUUAUCUGAGAAAUUAAAGCUCAUAUUUGCUUAUAUUGUCACUUGAGCAUUUGUUUGUGGAAAACUUAAAUAUGUCAAUUCGAACUCUAAGCACCGUUUUAAGUAGGUCGAAUAAUUGGAUAGAAUCAAAAGAAUUAGCACGAAAUAGCAGUAGAAACAAUGAACGUUUAAUUCAGUCUGCCAAAAGGCCCAAAACAUCUGACUCAAAUGUGAAGAAGAAAAAUGUUGUGGUAUGAAAAAUCAAAUUCAACCCACUGUAAAAAAGCAUCCAUUCUAAAUCAAAUCAUCAAUAAAUAUUCAAAGAGAUAUGUCAUGAAUGAAAAGAAGAAAGAAACAGAAGAAUCAUGAACGACCUCCCACACCACCUACAGAAUAUGGGUAUUCUUUAUACUUCUCAUGUGUGAUUUUAUUUUAUAACUAUAAAUGAUCGAGUACUAGAAUAAAACUAGUCAUUUAUAGUUAUAAAAUUAAACCAUAUACAAGAAGUAGCAACACCACUUAAGGCAACGCCAACAUUCAACAGCCAAGGUCAUAAUUUUUUUAUUCAUAAUGAGUUACGAGAGAUGUAAUAUAUCAUAUCGAAGAUAUUACAAUGCCCUUUAUUCUCAAACUAUCAAGGGGUCUACUAACCCCCCCACCCCCUGGCUCUGCCCCUGUUAUCAUGUGCUUAUGUUAUCAUCUAGGUAAUACGCACAACAACGCAGGGAGUAACAAAUUAUCAUAUUCUAUUAUAUACUUCAGAGUGUGAAUGUGUUGACAUUGAUAACUAUUAUAUGUACAUUUGGG
Messenger RNA from Cuscuta epithymum, 6342 nucleotides. NCBI's taxonomy places the organism in Eukaryota, Viridiplantae, Streptophyta, Magnoliopsida, Solanales, Convolvulaceae. The record is from the annotation of a GenBank genome assembly.